Loa loa (African eye worm) is the source of this 675-nucleotide messenger RNA. RefSeq lists its product as hypothetical. Bases 1 to 675 code for a protein of 224 amino acids. The transcript has 6 exons. Gene Ontology annotation, molecular function: chloride channel activity; neurotransmitter receptor activity; transmembrane signaling receptor activity. Gene Ontology annotation, biological process: nervous system process; chloride transmembrane transport; regulation of membrane potential. Lineage: Eukaryota; Metazoa; Nematoda; Chromadorea; Rhabditida; Onchocercidae. The record is from RefSeq and is a predicted model, not a curated record. Gene Ontology annotation, cellular component: synapse; membrane; neuron projection.
AUGAAAACUGUACGAUUUGAAUGGUUUUCGAAUAAACGUGAUGCAAUUGAGAAAAAUCCAGAAGUCACGUUAUCUGAGCUUUACAUUCAUCGCUACGAACCCGCCUAUUGCGAAAGAACCCGAAAAUCAGAUCAUUUUUCUUGUCUGAAGGCAAUUUUCCGAUUGAAACGUGAUGUUGGCUUUCACAUCACUCAGACUUACAUACCAACUUCACUGGCACUAAUGGGUACUGUUGGUGUAUGGCUUCCUGAAGAAUUCAUGGAAAGACGUAUUGGCGUUGUUGCAAUCACUGUACUUCUAAUCUUAUCGACGGAAUCAGCCGGUGCUCGCGAACAUCUUCCAAGUGUUUCCUACAUGAAGGCAAUCGAUUUGUGGUUUGGCUUCAUCACAGCUUUUGUAUUCAUCACACUUCUCCAAACACUCAUUAUUAUUGCACUGGAUAAACGGGCCAAGCAAUUGAGAAAAUCGGCAGCGAAGAAAAAAAGUGAAUUAACAGAGCAAUCACGGGAACUAAUAUUGGUUAGAGCUGAGCGAUACCAGAAACGUGGAAGGUAUUUCGAUAAUUACUGUUGUUUAUUCCAUCCACUAGGAUUUCUGAUAUUUCUAAUCCCAUACUACUUCGUGUUUACCGAAGGGCGACAAAAUGACUGCGUUGUAACUGGCCGACAAACAUGA